Messenger RNA from Octodon degus (degu), 702 nucleotides. RefSeq names its product telomere repeat binding bouquet formation protein 2 (gene Terb2). Gene Ontology annotation, biological process: meiotic attachment of telomere to nuclear envelope; homologous chromosome pairing at meiosis. The record is from RefSeq and is a predicted model, not a curated record. NCBI's taxonomy places the organism in Eukaryota, Metazoa, Chordata, Mammalia, Rodentia, Octodontidae. Bases 9 to 674 code for a protein of 221 amino acids. The transcript has 7 exons. Gene Ontology annotation, cellular component: nuclear inner membrane.
GCGGCGCCAUGUUUCGAGGGCAUCGCGGGUGGUUCUGUGGCAGCGUCAGCCAGGACCUCAGGCAGUUCUGGGUGACGGAAGGAGGGACGGUCAGCGACCCGGCUGUCGCUGACUUCCUGUUCAGCUGCGACGCCUCCCACCCUGACACGCUGAGGAUUUAUCAGAGCCUUGAUUACAUUGAAGACAAUGCUACAGUUUUUCAUGCCUGCUAUCUCUCUGCAGUAGCUAAUGCUGAAAUAAAAAACUCAGUGGCUUUAGGCCAUUUUAUUCUGCCUCCUGCUUGCCUGCAUAAAGAUAUAAGAAGAAAAAUUGGCAAUUUUAUUUGGGAACAAGACCAGCAAUUUCCAAUAGAAAAGAAUGAUGAAGAAAUAUCAAAUGAAAUAAAUACCGUUAGGGAAAACAGUGAACAAGCCCCAGAGACUGAAAAAGAAUUAUCCAAAAGCACAGAAGAGAAUAUUUUAAGGGAUCCAGUUAUAGAAAAGCAGAUGUACUUCCCGCUUCAGGAUUAUCCAGUGAACAACAUGGUCACAGGUUAUGUAUCAAUUGAUGCCUUGGAGAAAUUCCUCGGGGAAUUACAUGACUUUGUUCCCGGAAGCUCAGGCUAUCUGGCAUAUCAUGUUCAAGAUGAAAUCAAUAUGUCUGCUAUAAAAAGUGAAUUGAAAAGGAAAUAUUAAGUGAAAUUGGGCAUUUAUUUUCCAUAAA